AUGCAACCCUCCCGCAUGCACCAACAAGUGCUAUUGCACCGCGUCGUUGUCGAGCAACAACAGCAUCACCCGACUCAUGUCACACCAUGGAUCGCUCCGGCAGAUUAUUUCGAGUUGAUUCGGUGCGUGUCGAAGCGAGGAGCCUCGAUCCCAUUCAGCGGUACUCCAGGCCGACGACAGUUGCUGCUCAGGACCCACACGAGCUUGUUCAAUGUGGUGGCCAAGUACCGAACCUGCUACGGCUACCCAGUCUAUCGACGGCGGCUCAAGCAAUGCAGCACCUUGCGUGGAUUCCACCCAAGCCGUUCGACGGACCCAUCAGUCGUCGACGCGGAGCAAAUCCAACAGCACAUCCGGUCGUUCAACCUCCCACCGCCACGACUUCUCGGCCGUCUGGCUUCUCAUCAGGAACAACAGCACAUCGAGCUCAAGAAGCUGAAACGACAGUCCCUCGCGCUACGCGCCCCAUCGUGCCAAUCGCGCAUUCACGUCAAUCUCAGUUUUCCGGGAGGAGGAGAGAAUACCGCCCUCGGUCCAACGACCUCGGAAGAUCAGAACUGUGGCAGUCGGACGAAGACUGGCGGAAGCAAAAUCCCGAGCUUCAGAAGCAAAGGGUAG
Molecule: messenger RNA, 618 nt
Organism: Saxophila tyrrhenica
Lineage: Eukaryota; Fungi; Ascomycota; Dothideomycetes; Mycosphaerellales; Extremaceae
Exons: 2
Coding region: 1-618 (205 amino acids)
Source: RefSeq, a predicted model, not a curated record